AUGGACGAAGACACUCCGCUUUUACGGGACUCGGGAGGCAUCAGUGCGUCUCCUCGCAACUCUCUGGAAUUAAGCUCGUACCCUAGAGCUGGGAAUAGCAGAGGCUCAGAUACUUCUCGCCGCAGUCACCAAACGACGGAGUUAGAGCUUAAUGUAGACAAGAUUUCGAUCUUAUUCAGUCCGACUGCACGUAAAGGCUUUGACACUCCUCACAAUUACAAAAAUUUUGCUGAAGUGGCUUUGGAUGGAUCAGCUCAGAGCACUGAUGAGCUGAAUAUGCUGGAUCCGUAUUUCGACGUGACUCCACCGCGCCUCCGUAUAGCUUUUGAAGGUGCAAGGCCAGAGAAAGAUGGAAACUUAUGUUAUGAAGGAUUUCGAGCUGCUCUCGAGACAUUAGGCAUUAAAUGCUCGGACGACAUAGUGUUCGCAAAAUUGGUUCAUAAUAUUGAUACCGAAAAGAAUGGAGGAAUAACAUUGCAACAGUUUGAUGCUGCAGUGCAUCGACUAAAAAUGAUGCACAUGUUUGAUGAAGGAACCGUGCAGGAGAUGAAAUUGAAUGGGUACCAACAAGCUGGUUUGUCAAUUUCCGACUUUUCCGGCACGAAACUACAGACCUUUGCUCUUCGACAAAAGAAUCUGCAUGAAUUCUACACGACUCCACGACCUGAGUGGGUCAAUGUACGCUGGAUCAACCUGGACGGACGCGAUAGUCUAAAUCUUAAAAGACUCGCUAUAAAGUAUCGUCUUCAUCCACUGGCUAUUGAGGACACUAUUGAAGGUCAUGAACGACCUAAAUUUGAUCGAUAUGAUGAGCAUUUGUUUCUGGUGUUUCCUGUGUUACGAAUGAAAGUGAUUCCGGACAAAGGACUUCCACUAGAUCGCAAGCGCGCGCGACUCUACUCAGACACAAGAAAGACAUCAUUACCGACCUUUGUGAAGCGAAAGUCGUUUCAUACUAGUAUAAGUACUAUCACUGACGAGUUGGAAGAGAAGGAUGAAGACCCAUUUCAGCUUUGGAUUGAGCAUGUCUUCAUCUUUGUCGUCGAUAAUGACACAGUGAUCACGGUUAAAGACGGUGGGGGAAGUGAUAUCUGGACUGAAUUAAACCGUCGACUGGCUGUACCAUACUCCAAACUACGACACAAUGAUGCUAAUUUUCUUGUAUACUCGGUACUUGAUGUGAUUGUGGAUCAAUUUACGAGUGUAGUUGAUUCCGUCACGGAAUGUCUGAUUGCGCUUGAGAAUCAACUUGAAGUAGAACGACAUCGUUUUGAAAUGCGCUCACUACGAGUACUGAAGAAUGAGUUGUUUCGGCUUCCUCGAUUGUUAAAACCGGCUCGAGAAGUGCUUAAGAAUAUCAUUGAGAGCAAAGAUUUUGACGCUACGGUGACUGACUAUGUUCGUGACGUUCACGACCACGUAGUGGCUGUACUUGACGAUAUCGAACAGCAAGUGCAAAUGUGCCGUCAACUUACCGAAGAGUAUCGGGAUGCUAAAGCAACUCAGAUGAACUAUGUCAUUUACACACUAACAGUUGUCACAACUGUCUUCCUGCCGGGUCAAUUUUUAACUGGAGUCUAUGGGAUGAACUUCGAUGUAAUGCCCGAGCUUCAUGAGCGUUAUGGCUAUGCAUUAUUCUGGGUAUUUGCCAUAGCCAUUGCUGCUGCACUACAGCUGUACUUCCGCCACAAACAAUGGAUUUAA
This is a messenger RNA of Plasmopara halstedii, 1704 nucleotides long. RefSeq names its product magnesium and cobalt transporter. Gene Ontology annotation, molecular function: cobalt ion binding; magnesium ion binding; magnesium ion transmembrane transporter activity. The transcript has a single exon. Gene Ontology annotation, biological process: transmembrane transport; metal ion transport. Gene Ontology annotation, cellular component: membrane. The coding region runs from base 1 to 1704 and encodes 567 amino acids. Lineage: Eukaryota; Oomycota; Peronosporomycetes; Peronosporales; Peronosporaceae. The record is from RefSeq and is a predicted model, not a curated record.